AUGGAUAUGAAUAUUUAAAAAGGAACUUUGAAUAAAAAUAUGAAAAAUGAAUCAGUUUAAAUAAUUGAUGGAGGCUUAAAUUAUGAUUAUAAGGAAUUAACUCAGAUCAAUUAGAUUAAGGAACUCAACGAGAAGAUAGUUAAAAAAAAUACUUUAUUUAGACAUAGCUUUACCGACAACUUAAAAUUGUAUCAAUUACAAAAUGAGUAAUUGAUGUUUACUAAUUAAUUUGUGAAUACACUUCACAUAGCUUAUUAUCAUCAUUUUCCAUUAUGUUUCAGUCCUGAUGAUAUCUAACUGCUCAUUACUUAAGGAUUCUGUACCCACAUAAAACUCAACGCGGAAAAGUUUAGAGACAAGUUUGUAAACUUUUAAGGACAACACAUAUUGAAAAUUAUAGUUGAGGACAUAGAUCAAAUUGAAGAUUACAAAUGGGAAGAAUUUCCGACCUAAUUUUCUUAAUUGAUAAAAAAUGAAAUAGGGUAGAAGAGAUAUGAGCUUUGUGUACAAAAGUAUUCAACCACUAGAGAUGUAGAAAAAGUAUGUUAUGAAGUAAGUUUAAUGGAUACAAUGCAAAAAUAUUUUAAAUACAUAGUUGGAGCUGGGUGCGGAAUUUCCAAAAUUAAACUUCAAGGUACUUUGGAAGAUUGGCAAUAAUUAAGAUAAAAUGUAGAACCACUUAGAGAAUUUGAAUUGGAUUGGUGGAUUAAUGAAAUUGUGCCAAUUUUAGAUUAAUUCAUUCAAUUAUAUUAAGGAAAUGUUGACAAAGUUUUCUGGAAUAAUAUUUAUAGAUUUUAACAUCCAGAUCCCAAAAUAUAUGACGUGAGACCUGGAUUUGCAACUGGGUGGAUUACUUACUUCUUCCCUUAUAGAGUCAAUGAAAAUGCAGAUAUUAAUGACAAAGAACCUUUUGUCAAAAAUGAGUUUUCAAAAACUUGGGAUAAAUUUCAACAAAUAUAUCCAGAAUAAUUUCCUUCCGGAGUUUCUAAGGCACCUGUAACUCUUGAAUGGCGUCAUUAAGAAAUACCCAUUCAAUUUGCAUCUGGCUAUUUCGGAAUUACCCUCAUUGAUAAUGAAUUUUUGAAACCUCAAUUAGGAUGGGCCAUAUUGUAGCUUAACUUAUCUAAAGUCAAAUAAACCAAAAACACCUAGAAGAAGUAAAUCCUUCCUAAAUAAAAAAUUGAAAAGCCUGUUUAAGUUUAAUAAAAAAAUCAACCAGCAAAACCUAUUUAAAAACCAACUCCAGUUUAAAAAUAACAAGUAGUUUAAUCUCCUUAAGUCAAAUAAAAUACUGUAGAGCAUGCUCCUAAAGUGCAAAGUGUUAAAAACAAUUAAUUACCUGUAAAGUCAAAUCAGCCGAAGGACUAAUAACAUAAACUUAGCAAAAAGUGA
Molecule: messenger RNA, 1392 nt
Organism: Paramecium octaurelia
Lineage: Eukaryota; Ciliophora; Oligohymenophorea; Peniculida; Parameciidae
Source: the annotation of a GenBank genome assembly